AUGUGCCCCGUGGAGAAAAUCGAUGACGUCGUCGAGUCGAUCGAGGACUACCACCCGGGGGGAUACCAUCCUGUUCACCUGCACGACCUCUUCAAUCGGCGAUACGAAGUCAUUGGGAAGCUGGCCUUCGGCCAGACGUCGACGGUGUGGCUGGCUUGGGAUCGAAGGCUGGAGCAGCAAGUGGCCCUGAAGAUCGUCAAGGCUGCUGCGUCCAAGGAUAACAGGGAGCUUGAGAUCCUUCUGCACCUGUCGGACCCCGGCCUGGAGCAUCUGGGUAAAAGGCAUGUCGUGAAGUUGUUGGAUCAUUUCGAGCAUCACGGCCCCAACGGUACUCACCUGUGCCUUGUGUUUCCGGUACUGAUAUCCGAUGGCAAGGAAAUGAUUCUCGCGGGCAAACCGCAGCAGGUCAGCAGUGUCCAGGCAAUCGCCAAACAGAUCCUGUUAGGUCUAGAUUUCCUCCAUUCGCAGAGCAUCAUCCACUGUGAUCUGAAACCGGCAAAUAUCAUGUUUGUCCUGGAGGGCGUCGCCUCCUGCGAUGGGUUCAUCAAUCCCCCCAAGUUCGUGACCGUCGAGUGGUUGGACGGACUCCGAGACCGGAGUGUCCCGGAGUAUCUGAUGGCUUCUCAGCGAGGGCAAGUGACGUUCGAGGACGUUGAUCCUGCAAAUCUCCUGGUUCAGCUGGGCGACCUGGGUGGAGCUGCAUGGUGUGACCAAUGUCCGCAGCGGCCGGUGACAUUGAUCUCUUUGCGCGCGCCGGAAUUGAUCCAGCGGAAGACAUGGGAUUGGAGGAUUGACAUCUGGACCUUGGGUUGUCUGAUAUACGAACUGGCGACGAAUGAGCAGCUCUUCCCCGUUUCGGGUCUGGGCCUCACGUCGGAGCAGACCGACCGAGAACACGGGAUGCUCAUAGAUAAGAUGAUGGGGCACAGCCCUCAGAUGUUCGAGGCGUUUACCUUCUUCCUCCGGGAGAGACUUCGGUACAACUGGGGGCCGAUGGACGUGCAGCAGGACCCUGUAUCGUUCAUUUGCUCGAUGCUGCAGCGAGACCCUCAGGCACGGAAGUCAACGACGGAGUUACUCCAGCAUCCUUGGAUGACGGAGGAGGGGGCGUGGUGAUUAGCACGGUG
Messenger RNA from Aspergillus steynii IBT 23096, 1127 nucleotides. Its product is annotated as serine protein kinase. The coding region runs from base 1 to 1116 and encodes 371 amino acids. NCBI's taxonomy places the organism in Eukaryota, Fungi, Ascomycota, Eurotiomycetes, Eurotiales, Aspergillaceae. Gene Ontology annotation, biological process: spliceosomal complex assembly; regulation of mRNA processing; protein phosphorylation. The record is from RefSeq and is a predicted model, not a curated record. Gene Ontology annotation, molecular function: ATP binding; protein kinase activity. The transcript has 5 exons.